AUGAGCAGGGUUCCUCCAUAUGCAGCGGACGGCGUCCAGAUUGACAGUUUUCCUGGAGCAAAAUGGUGCCACGCAGAGACCUUAUUGGAGAAGGCCACCAGUGAAACAAGUGUGACUAACUUGAUUUUCUCUUUUGGCCUGAAUAACAGAUCCCAGAGGGAUAAAACUGUAGCAGUGACAGAGCUGAAAAGGGCGCUGAGGGCAGCACAGGGGAAAUUUCCAGGUCUAAAAGAGCAUAUCCCCGCUCUCCCUGAUGAAGUUUUCACCACGGGGAGAGAUGACAUUCACUGGACAGAUGAAACUGCUGAGCGUAUGUUACAACACUGGAAUGAACAGGAACUGGCAGAGUAUGAGAACCUGGCAGAGCAUGUGAAAGUGACCCAGAAAGACUUGGAGCAAGAUGGCUUUUCCAAGAACCCGUUCUUUCAUGGCAUCAUCGCUGAGGUGCCAGAGCAGCACAGAACAAAAGAAGGACACAGGAAGGUCGGCUAUACACUUUACUUCUAUUCCUACAGCUCAUUUGUAGGCAGAGCCAUUUAUAUGGAGGACUUGUACGUGAUGCCUGAGUUCAGAGGGAAGGGUGUUGGUAAAGCACUAAUGAGCAAGGUGGCACAGCUGGCUCUGGCUGCUGGUUGCCACCAGCUCAACUUCACCAUCCUGAACUGGAACAAACCAUCGAUGGACUUUUACCUCGGCCAGGGCUGCUUCGAUGCCACUGCUACCAUAGGCUACCACUGCAUGCGCUGCGAGGGGGAGGCGCUGAAGCAGCUGGCUCAGCUUUAA
This is a messenger RNA of Pundamilia nyererei, 783 nucleotides long. Its product is annotated as diamine acetyltransferase 2-like. Bases 1 to 783 code for a protein of 260 amino acids. Gene Ontology annotation, molecular function: N-acetyltransferase activity. The transcript has 7 exons. The record is from RefSeq and is a predicted model, not a curated record. Lineage: Eukaryota; Metazoa; Chordata; Actinopteri; Cichliformes; Cichlidae.